AUGCAGUCUCGCUUGUUGAUCCACAUGUCGCCUCACCAAGCCUCCACCCACUCUCAUUUCAUAAUUUACAGACACCAGUUGUCGGGUAAUGAUGCCCUCCAUUCGCCGCUCUCCAGCUCCGAAAUUCCGCGCCGGCCUCUCUCUUCCUCUCUCUUUCUCUUUACUCCUCUCUGUCUAUCUCUAUCCCUCUCUUACGUACCCUUUCUUUUCCUUGGUUUUCCGUCUAUAUCUCUUUUUUAUUUUCUUCUAACUUUAUUGGCACGUUUUUUAUCACCUCUCCCUCUCCGCCGCUCUUUCUUUCUUUCUUUGUGUUUUUUUUUUUUUUUUUUUUUCGGAGGGGAGGAGGGUAGUAGUUCCUUUUCCUAUCGAGUUUUCUUCUUUUACUUUCCUAUUUUGCUUGUCCUGCCUUACAUUUUUCGUUCGUUCUUUCUUUCUUUCUUUCUUUAUUGCUUUCUUGCUUUCUUUCUUUCUUUCUUUCUUUCUUUCGUGCUUUCUUUCUUUCAUGCUUUCUUUCGUUCUUUCUUUCGUGCUUUCUUUCUUUCUUUCGUUCUUUCUUUCUUUCGUGCUUUCUUUCUUUCAUGCUUUCUUUCUUUCUUUCGUGCUUUCUUUCUUUCGUUCUUUCUUUCUUUCGUGCUUUCUUUCUUGUUUAUUUUAUUUUUCCUAUCUAUAUCACUAUUCAGCGUUCUUUCUUAUUUUCUAUCUUUUAUUUCAUUUCUUUCUGCCUCUUUUUUUAAUUCUUUCUUCCUCUUUCAUACUCUCGUUUCUUUCUUUCUUACUGUCUAG
Molecule: messenger RNA, 783 nt
Organism: Acanthosepion pharaonis
Lineage: Eukaryota; Metazoa; Mollusca; Cephalopoda; Sepiida; Sepiidae
Source: the annotation of a GenBank genome assembly